UUGUGAUUUGGGGAAUAUUAGUGUCAUAUGGUGUUUUGUAUUUUCUUAUAUGUUUGGUCCUGAUUAAAAAAAAUGUAUCUUUUUAACGUCUUUCUGGCAUGUGAAUGUCUCAGAGAAUCGUGAAUUGUUUUUGCUUUUAUGAAAUAAUUUUUGCUGUAGAUGAGGCGCUUUUGUAUUUCUAAUAUUUGUGUGUUUAAUAUCUUCUUGCAGACACAGAUUCAUCUGUUAUAAAGAUUAGAGUCACAGAAUAAAUAAAUAUUUACAUUUAGGGUUAAUUUAGGAAGAAUAACACAAACCUGUUCGCCGGAAAUUAUGUCUUCCAUGGUUCUUCUUUGUUCCGGAUUGAACCUGUUUACCGAGUAACGUUGUUGUAAACGUCGGGAGUCAUAUUUUGGAGGUGCUCAUCGGGCUCUUCCUCCUCUGCGGCGGUUACUGCGCAUGUCCGUCAUCUCCACAGUUGGUUCAUGCGAAGAGGUUUCAGGCUGCUGUGUCUCACACCUUGUAUGUAUCCAGCGCGGGACUCCGACCCGUCGCUGUCGGUAACAUGACAACAUUCUUCACCUAGGGUUUGAGUCGUAAAGGAGGCACGCGGACGGAUGGAUACAGGUGCUGCCGACAAUUUACGGAGACGCACGAGAAGCUCCCGAGCCCGCCGCGGAGCAGCGACCGGAGCGCGGGCCGUGCUUCGGGCUGUGAGCGUGGGAAACACGGAGGACACGGACCAUGACAUGGAAGGGGCAGUCGGGCUAUGUAAGCUCCGGGUCACCGCACCCAGAUACAGCCUGCUGCGGGAGGUGGGGAGGGGUGCGUACGGCGUGGUUUACGAGGCGGUGGCCCGCAGGUCCGGAGCCAGGGUGGCCGUGAAGAAGCUCCGGUGUGACGCCCCGGAGAAGGUGGAGCUGGCUCUUCAGGAGUUCUGGGCGCUGGCUAGCCUGGAAAAACGGCACGAGAAUGUGGUGCAGCUGGAGGAGUGCGUGCUGCAGAGGAACCGGGUGGCUCAGAGGAUGAGUCACGGAAACAAACGGUCCAAACAGUACCUGCGGCUGGUGGAGACCUCUCUGAAAGGUGAGCUUACUGCUCUGUUUUAGGACGAUGGGAGCUGCUGUUCGGUUCGAAUCGAAGCCGAAUCUUGGAGGAACUAUUAAGCUCUUAGAAAUGUCCUUCAUCAAACAGAACAAUAGCGCAUACCGACGAUUAUCCUGGUAACCUGAAUCCGUAAGGUCUCCAAAGGAGGUUCCACGCUGCGUAAACAAAGGGUUAGGUAACACCGAGCAGGGGCGCGGCCAAGGGGUGGCUAAGGCCCAGUGCAAUCAGGCCGCCCUCCCCAAUUGAACUUUUGCUGAUAUUGGCCUUUUUUUCUGGAGAUAUGAUGGUAAUAGAGGAAGACUGGUUAAUUAAAGAUAAAUUUACAGAUAAAUCAGAUGUUAGAGUGUUAACAUUUCACCAUAAUCAGAAUCAAGUCAGCACCAAGUCAGAUUGUAAACAUGUGUUUUCUAACAUUCACUCUCAUAUUUACCUUUAAGACUUUUGCCUUUAAUUUCUAUCUCAGAUUGUUGGAGAGAAACAACAAACUGCUGUGAUGAUAAUUUAAUGUGCCCAAAAUCACCCUGAUUGAAUCUGUCUUUCUCUGAUCUCAAAGUUAGAGAAGUCCUUUGCUGCUUUGGACAAAUGAAUGAUAGUAACUGACAGGUUCCGCAUCAUAAUCUGAGGCCUGUACUACAAAGCUGGAUUUGGUCUUAGCGAGAUAACUUCAGGAUAAUUUCUGGGUUUUCUGUACUACGAAGGUGGAUCUCUUUUUUUUAUCCGGGUCCGUUGCCCCGGUAACUUACACGGAACGCCAAACCUGCUCCAGAGCCCACUGACCAAUCGGAUGUCUUGGAAAAUGGCUUGCCCACUCUUGCUGGAUCCCGGGGACAUCAUUGCACGGAUAGUGAUAGGAGCGCUUCACAGAGGGUGUUAUAUUCAUGAUCGUUCAAAUCUGUUUGAUUUACCUGAUGACGUUCUCUAUGAACGUUACAGGUUUUCCUCGGAUGGCCUCAAUAUUCAGAUAGCAUGAAGUCUAAGCAAUGCACUAAUAUUUGCCAAGCUCCAGGUUCAAUUUCAUGCGGCAUAUCAGUCAUCAUUCAGAAUUUAUUGAAGCAGAUGAGAAAACUCAAACUCAAAUGUGUCUGCAGAUGACAUGUGACCAUCAGAUGAUGGAGAAAAAAAGAAAAAAGGGCAGUGUGAGGAAAUCACUGUUUACGCGUUGAAAUGUGUACAAAUAAAAUCUUCCAAUAAACUUACAAACUACUUUAAACAAUGUUUUUUAGAUUUAUUUUUAUUUGCUCCCACGUACUCUUUUCCCCACUGCUGUUGUAUCUGAAAUAAUGAGGACAAUGAUGGUGGUGAUCACACACGCUGCAUGACAACAUAUAAGGGGGCCAUAAAUUUAUGAACGCACAAAUGUAAUUUACACAAUCGAUGAUUUUUUUUGCAAGCAGUCCUUCCAGCUUUUAGCGACUGUGGCUGUCCUGCUCCUCACUGUUAUAAUGUUGUGGUACUCCUCGUAUUUGCGUAGAAUAAUGCUUUGUUCUUCGGCUGUGAAAAAUGACGUGCAGCCUUCUCCAUUGUGGAGAUUGGUCCGGUGGCACUGACCCCACCCCCUAUACGUGUGCGCGCACAGAUCUGAAGUGGCCACACCUGGAUUCAGUUAUUGAGUUGAUAACCGGCUUCGUAGUACAGCUGAUCGGGAUCGCAGAGAUCCAGUGAAGUUGAGCGAGUUGUCGCAGAGUUAUCCUGAAUGUGUUAAUCCAGCUUCGUAGUACAGGCCUCAGGAGUCACCAGUUAACCAGUAACACCUGGAGUACAGGUCUUGAACAAUAUGUAGGGAAAAACAAGCUGCAGACACAGCUGUAGUGGAGUCAAAGCAACGUCUGAACUAAAACUAUCUGUAAAAUAAUCGGCUCAGAUGAUUGGUCCUCCCCAGCUGUGAUAUGACUGUAGGAGAUGUUAUGAAUCAGUGGGGCUCCCUGGUCAGCGUAAAACCAGGAGUGAUCUGGAUGUGAGUGUUAGAGCCUGGCUUUGCGAGCUGGAAACAGUGUUGGGUAAUACUCAGCUGUGGUGGAGGUCAGCCGGUUCAUGCUCUGCUCUAAGCUCUCACAGAUUAUCACACCGCCUGUCCUGGUCUGGAUGCUGGUUCUCUGUGUACUUCUGAAUCAGGCUGUUUCCACACACAUAACCUGUGUUUCAGCCCCAGUGUUUGGGUAUGUGUGGUGUUUUGGUGAUGGCCCUUUGUGCUAUGUUAGCAGAGUUGUUGUUCUUGCUGUAUCAGCGGCAGGUGGGGGAGGGGCAGGUCUGUCAGGCUCUCUCUCUCUCUAAGAUGGAGUCUGCUGUGCUGGCGAUCAGCACUCAGCUGUUUGACUCUUUCCUCUGAUUCUCACUGAACAGAAGCAGCAAAACGAACAAAUCACUGUCUGUAAUGGAAAUAUCACAGCCAAUCAGAGGCAACCAAAUCAAAACAAGGAAGUAGGAAAUAGAUGAACUACCUACAGACAGAGAAGGAUGGACAGCUUCAGGAUAACAUGAAAACCAGCAACAUGCCAGACCCUUGUCCCCUGUCCAACCCCUAUCUUGCUGACUGUGUGACUCUGAAUCAUAAUACUGAUCAUAAUAAUCAUAAUAAUGAUCAAUCAUAAUCAGACCAUAAAGUAAUAAGGAAAUUAUUUACUGAGCCGAUAAAUCAGCUCAGAAGUCCUGUAGCUAUCCUGCUGACCAGGGUCCCACAGACCUCAUUGUGGCCCACAGGAGAGAGGAGCAUAACUGAGGAUACAGGAGGGCCACUCGACCAAAGUCCUCUGACUGAUGGACACGUCCCCAUCACUCACUGAUUGGAUGUUAAACCUGAAGAAGGAUCCAGUGUUUCUGAGGCACUAUUGAAAAAAGUUCCAGAGAAAAUCAAGGGCAAAAAAAACGUUCAUAGUGAUGAAUGUAAUCCUUAAUGUAAUUAGGAGUAUUCCACAUGUGGUGAAAGAAGUUCUACUGAAAACUUGCUGUGACAGACAUGCCCUCACUUCCCUUCAGGAUAACGGCGUACUGGACCUCAGGAGGGCAGAUGCUGAUAUGACGCCAAUGACGUCAAAAUGCAGUUAAUUAGCUGACUGCGUCAUCCUUCCAUCUGUAGGAAUUAAGUGAAAAAUGCGUCAGCUCCUUCUCUCUUGUCACCCCCCCCCAUGUCUCCUCCUCCUCCUCUCUUUCCCCUCUUAUUCCUCCUCUUCUCUUUUCUCCUCUCCUCUUCUCUUCUCUUCUCUCCUUUCCUCUUCUUCUCUCUCUCUACUCCUCUCCCUCUUUCCUUCUAUCUCCUCUCACCUUUCCUCCCCUCUCGUCUUCUAAUCUCUCCUCUCCUCUCUCCUCCUCUCUUUCUUUCCUCCCCCUCUCCAUGCAUCUCUGGUGGGAGGUCCAGAGACAUGAGGAAGUGAGGACUGCAUGGAUGCAGGUGUAGGUACUGAGACAUGGUGGUUCAGGUGAUGAUCCUGAUCUUUAGGCGGCAACUUGUCUCGUUCGUCUUGUUCUGCUGUUACUCAAACGUCUGUCUCUGUUUAUCAAUCUGUACCUCUGUGUGUGUGUGUGUGUGUGUGUGUGUGUGUGUGUGUGUGUGUGUGUGUCCUCAGGUGAGCGGGUCCUGGGCCCUCCAGAGGAGCCCUGUUACCUGUGGUUCGUCAUGGAGUUCUGCGAGGGCGGAGACCUGAAUCAAUUCAUCCUGUCACGUCGGCCUGACCCAAACACCAACAACAGCUUCAUGCUGCAGCUGACCAGCGCAGUGGCCUUCCUGCACGAGAACAACAUCGUCCACCGAGACCUGAAACCGGACAACAUCCUCAUCUCAGAGCGGUCUGGUUCCCCAAUCCUCAAGGUGGCCGACUUUGGCCUCAGCAAAGUCUGCGCCGGUUUUGGAAACGCCAGUGAGGGAAAGGUGGGAGAGGAGAAGAACACAAACAUCAAUAAGUUCUGGUUGUCAUCAGCGUGCGGCUCAGACUUCUACAUGGCCCCUGAGGUGUGGGAGGGACACUACACGGCCAAAGCGGACAUAUUCGCCCUGGGCAUUAUCAUCUGGGCCAUGCUGGAGAGAAUCACCUUCAUUGACGCCGAAUCCAAGCGCGAGCUGCUGGGGACGUAUGUGAGGCACGGGGCAGACAUUGUGCCUGUGGGCGAGGCACUCUUGGACAAUCCAAAGAUGGUUCUGAACAUCCCUCAGAAACGCCGCUCCUGUAUGUCUGACGGCGUGAGGAAACUGCUGCACGAUAUGCUUGCCUUCAACCCUCAGGACCGACCUGAUGCCAUCCAGCUGCGGGCUCGAAUGGAUCAGGUCAUGUGUGCUGCAUGACGUCCAGCCAGACCAUUUACUACAGGUGAAUAUUUCAGAUCCCGUGACGCCUCUCUGCUGUGACGGGAGGUCCAUGACGCAGGGAGGCAGAGACAAGAGCUGAAACUUUUGAAAGUUGGAGAAAAGUUUCCGACUGAAGGUAGAGAGAAAAAAAUCAUUAAACCGGCCAAUCAGCAUGCAGCUACAGAAAGGAGACUGUCCAUGACUGAGAUCCUGCUGAUCCUGGGACAGAAACCCUCUAAACUAGCCUCACCCAGACCCAGGGAGCUGAUCCUGAUGGGGUCUGGGUUUUAGACUGACACAUGACAGGGUCACGUGUUAGCAUCAGCAGCAGCUCUGAACCUGGGAACAAGUCUCUGAAAGACCAGCCUGGUCUCUAUGUCUCCCCUGCACACCGCUGUCAUUGUUUUUGACAAAGAUGGCAUCAUGCAGAAGCCCCGCCCCUUUUGAGUCUGAUUGGAGACACUGAUGAGGGCAGAGGUGGUUGCAGCAGAAAUGAUUGCUGAUGCUGAUGGUGUCUCUGUAGCGGACUCUGACCAUGUACAAAAUCCAGGUCAGUCCAUGAGCAGGUCUUAGCGGUUCAGCUGGUUAGAGUUGUUUUGGACCAGAAGAGCAGGGUCAAAACCAAAAACAGACAUAAAAUUUAAAAAGAAAAAAAAGACAGUUUGGCAGAAACCCUUAUCUCAGCCUGGGACCUGUUUCAGACGGGUCUUUGCUGGACUGAGGAGACUCCAGAGUCCAGAACAUUAACGUGUUCUUAAAAAACAAUUUUUUUAUGAAACAGAACCCAGAACCCAAGGGCUUUAGUCCCUGCAGGGUCAGGUGGUUCUGUUGUGUGAAGAAAUGACAGAGUGACCAUGAUCUACUGCACAUGCUCACUCUGACUCUGACUGACCGGUUUCAUGGUUUGAAACCCUUACGGUGGCCCUUGGGUCCAUCAGGGAGUCACAUGCUCAGUUAGUCUCAGAGUUAGUUAGAUCUUGGUCACUCUGUCAUGUCUUUGGUUUUACGGACUCUGUCCUUCUGUCUUUGUCUCUGCUCGUGUGUCCUACUUCUGCUGGGGGGAGGGGCAGGAAAGCUUGUUAUACAAGCUGGGUCAAAGGUCAAAUCCCCCACCACCACUUACCAUUCAUUGCCCCCCACCCAGCACCCUGCACAUCCACAAACUCUGACCCAAAUCCACCCAGCCAGCCAGCCAGCAGCCGGCUGGCUGAGACUCUGUGCAGAGACUCUGUGCAGAGACUCUGGAGCUCUCAGAGGGAGGACAGACAGACUGAACAGGGAUGAUCGGUGUUUGCAGGUUUGAAACCUGAUCAUUGUGCCCAUGAACACCAAGCUGCCAGUCAUCGCCUCAAACAGCUGACAGAGAUGCAUCUGAGGCACAGAUGACUGAAGGAGCAGCAGAGCUCAGGUCUUCCUGAAGGGCACCUGGAGCUCCUGAGAAGUCCAAAUAAAGAGUGUUGGUGCAGAGACGUCAGCAGCUUCUACAGCCGCUACUCCACAGAGCUCAGAGAUAGUCCAACUGAUGGAUCUGUGUGUGUCUGAAGAACAGCUGUUAUCGUUCAUGCAAAGAUGGACUCAGGAGGACUGUUUGGUCAGUUCUGCCCAUGUGUGAGUGCACAGCUGAUUUAUGUUAAACUCACAGUUUUUCCUUUUGUCUUUACUCUGCAGGAUGCUGUUUGGACCUGGAGCUGCAGGUGAUGGUACCUGGAGGCCCAUCCUCUCCAAUGUGAAGCCUGAUAGGGAGCAGUGGACCUGCUAACUUUAGGUCUCGCUUUGAUGGACUCUUCCAUUACCUGUCUUUCAUGAUACUGUCCUGGUGACCUCCACUAACUCUCCUUAGCUCAUCCUGGAGUUUGGAUGCAGUAAGCUCACCUGUGUUACUUUCUUCUUUACUUGUUCAGGUGUGCUCAGAUUCAGCACACACACUGUCUGACUCUUUCUUGCCCAAAUCAGCUUCUUCAGCACUUAGUCUGGAUCCAUAGAAGUGAUGAUUCAACAGAAUCACAGACAGGCUGAGGCAGUGAUGGAGCAGCAGACCCCUUGAUCAAACACCUGAAGGUCUAUCAAUGUCCCCUUUGAGUGGAUUCAAAGACCAAAGAAAGUCCAUUUGGAUGGAGGUAGAACCAUAUUCCUGCAAACUUUUGACCUGUGAGUAAAUAUCUGUGUCAUCUGGAGCAGGAACAAGUUUGACCAUGAUAUAAUUACCUGGAAAAAAAGCACCACAAUUUUUUUUCCUGCUAAUGGUAUCAUCAUUCUGCAUGCACAAAAUCAUAACUCGUUAUCUUGUGUGCACAAGAUUACAGUUUCACCAGAUGACAGUCAAACUUCUGGGCCAAGAACCUGGAAGUCUUAGAAGUGAUCUCUUUGUGUGUACAUGACUCUGUCCUUUUUCACACUCAUUUGUUUCUGCGCUAAAAAAACAUUUCAACUGAAGUCAAUAACUCAUUAUUUUGUGCAAGCGUGACGCUGUUUUUCCUGGCUGACCGUUUCUGUGUGAUCUCUGCUCACUUCAUCCUCAGUGCAGAGGGACAGGUCUGUAAUCAUGUUCACACAAGAUCCUGUGUGCAGAAGGUGUCAAACUCUGAUCACACAAGAUGAUGAUCAUGAGUUCACAAAAGGAAAGAAAACUUUCUUUGGACUUUAGGGGCUCUCCGACAUUUAGAUGGGACAAUCCAACAAACUUGAGAGAAAGCAGUGCUUCAGAUCGAGCUCUGUGAUUGGUUGAUGUUCACCAGGCUCUCCGCCAGCUCGAUCUUAAGCUCACAUAGAUCAGCUGAGUCUGUUUAUCUAAGAUCAUCCAGGAGCUUCAAACACCAGUUUGAUUCAGCCAAUCAGGUGAUAGACGUGUUAACCAUCACAGCUGCCUCCUAUCAGUGCCAUGCCCCCCCCAACCCCAGUCCCCUCGGUGUGAACGCCAUUUAGAGACAAGUUUCUUAGCUGCUGCCAAGAGUACAGGUGAGAGUGAUACAGAUGUUGUAGAAGGUCCUGAUGAUGAUUUUGAGUCCUACAAUUAUUUCUGUCAGUAUUAAGUUUUUAUCGUUGGUGUCAUUUAGAUGAACUAUGAUGAUUUGAGGUGAAAAGAGACGUCCAUCCUUUAACGUGUCUCUUUCAACUGAAACAGUCCUCUUACUUUGACAGAAACUUUGUGCCUUUAUAACAAUCCUUAUGUGGUCUCCUGUGGCGCUGCAGAUCCUUCACAGGGUAUACAGUCAGUGGUCGUUGUUUCUGUGUUCAGUCUGUGAUAAUUUGAAUUUAGUAUUUAGCAUUUUUGUUCUUUGGAGGUACAAUCAGGUUAUUUGAAGGGAGCUUCAGACUUCUGUUUAAAAGUGAAAAGUUUGAGUUGUUUCUUGGUAGAUUGUCCAUCUGUCAGCUUUGAAUGGGACCUGAGUGAAACUGUGAUCAUGACCAUCAGGAUGGCGUGCAGAAGUAUUCAGCCUGAAACCAAAGUUUGGGGCGAGCAGACAAGACUCCCUGAACUUCCUUUGACAUUAAACUACCUCCUUUUACUUUGCCCAGCUGUCUGCUGACAUUCCUCAGAGAUUUAACCACCUUGCUGCACGGCUGCAGUUUUACCUGCUUUGAACAGACCUGCAAGCAGUCUGUGUGGUGCAAUGUGGGAAAAUAAGGGUUUACAUUGAGAAGCUUGAAUAUGUAUGUAAUUAAAGUCUUGUAUACCUCAGUUUGUCUGUUGUUCUGUUUGCAUGUGAAGCAAAGAUAAGCUACAUCACAGCUGAGAUGAAUCUCACUGUUUUAUUUUCCAGCCUGUGUUUUAUUUUGAAAUAAAUAUUUGUCUGUUGUUGUAUUUCAUAUUGCUAAACUGGAUCUGAUGCUGGGAGUCUGCAGGACAUCUCUAUGUGAACCUGGUCUUUGAUCGUUGUCCUGUCAGACCAUGUCCUGCUCAGAUGACUUGAAUCUUUAUUUUACAGUUAUGGUCUUCAUCGUUGGACUUAUUAAAACCUUGUUUGUUAACUUUUUACUGCUGGCUUUGUACAUAUCAGAGCUGUAUUUCAAUAAAGGCUGAUAUACCUCA
This is a messenger RNA of Xyrichtys novacula (pearly razorfish), 9392 nucleotides long. The record is from the annotation of a GenBank genome assembly. Lineage: Eukaryota; Metazoa; Chordata; Actinopteri; Labriformes; Labridae.